Trypanosoma cruzi is the source of this 1703-nucleotide messenger RNA. Its product is annotated as retrotransposon hot spot (RHS) protein, putative. The annotation marks the transcript as partial. Lineage: Eukaryota; Euglenozoa; Kinetoplastea; Trypanosomatida; Trypanosomatidae. The record is from RefSeq and is a predicted model, not a curated record. The transcript has a single exon.
AUGCCUGGAAAGCGCGAGAGAGUGCACGGUGGCAAUGCCGAGAGUCAAGCGUCUGCUGUGCCGCAGGGAGGUGGUCAGACGAGAGCAAGGCCGGAGUCCCAUGGCGACACGGAUCAACCCGCUGCGACCCACAUAAGAGUGGAGGAAACGCGGCAACCGCAGUGGACUCUUGACAGUCGACUGGAAGAAGUGCUGCUGGAGGGAAAGGAACGCAUCACCAACAUGAGGCUGAAUGAUUUCCUUCGGAAUUGUUUUGACGGCAGGGGCGUUGAGGAAUUCAAUGAGAACGUCUAUAUGAAGGACUUUUUAGGUGGCCCCAAUGAGUUCAUCCAAGACGAAGUGUUAUUGAGGACAAUAGAGGCAUCGCCGCCAUGCCAAGAGCUGAAAAAAGAGCGUGAGGAGUUUUACAUGCUAUUGGAGGCCUCAAAUAAGCUUAAAAAAGAAUAUAUUGCCACUCUCAGUCGAUGGAGGGACUUUGAGGGAAAGGAUACGGUCACUCCUCUUGCAAGGGCACAGAUAAGCACAGCCUGCUCUCAGGUACUGAGAGAAGAGAGUCGGAAGGCAGAGGAAAGGGAAAGGCGAGAACGACAAGAACUGGGAAUUGACGUUUCCACUAGGCUUAAAUAUGCGGUGUUUAAAGGAAGGGUUCGCGUGGAUAAAAUGAAGCUGAAUGAUUUUCUUGCGAUGGAAUUGGACGGCAGGGGCACUUUGCGCGACAAUCGGGAUGUCUUGCUGGAGGAGUUUUUCAAGAACCCCAAGAAGUAUAUUUGCGAUGCGGGAGUAUUGGGCGGAAUGCAGGCAUCGGAUCGUUACAAGAGGAUGGAGAGGGCUGUGAGGCAUGAAAUGGAUAUGGAAGAGGAUGUAAACAGGCUUUACAAAAAUGGUGUGGACAAUCUACUGAAGUGGUUGGUGGCUGCUGCGGAGGUAAAGGCAAAUGUUCAUGAAACCACUAAAAGGUUCCUGGAUGCAGCCGCCGAGGAGGCGAGGAGCCCAAAGAAGUCGAGUGCACCGAUAUACCUGGAGGGAUGCUACGAGUCUGUGUACAAUGCAAGGUGGCAUCAUGUCGUGGAAGUUUCUGACGGCGAGGGGACGGGAAUGGAUGUGAGGGAGGGGGAACCACCGCAGUCAUGGACGUACAAGGCAGUUGGCGAAACUCUUGAAAAGGAUGACGGUGUGCAGCAAUCCGGUGCACCGCGUCCCAGGCUGAUGGUGCUCACCUCGGACAGGGGAUGGCCGUACUCGUGGGAGGAGAAUGAAUCCACUCGUGACUGCCAUGUGAACUGUGAGGUGGAGCGAGUGUGGCAGACCGUCAGGAAUGAUCUCACCGAAUGGUUCAGCCCUGACACUGGGGACUACUUUACGCCCAAGAGGCGUGUGUUGAUUGGGACGCCCGGGAUCGGGAAGUCGAUCGCUGCUGGCUCGUACCUCCUCUACCAGCUGCUGCACUGCGAUGCGGAGAAACUCCAUUUGGUUAUCUACAGUUUUGGUGGAAAUACGACGUACGUGUUUGACAAGACCAUCAAGGCGGUGACGAAAUACGUGGGUGGAGGACCAUCCAAGGAAUUUUUUCAUGAUUUGUGGGAUUUGAAGAUGAAAGGGUAUGCUAUCUACGAUGUGACAAGGCAAGGGAAACCGCCAGAGGAAUAUUUUUUGCCUGACCGGAGAUGGGGCAUGAUUGUGGUGUCAUCGCCAGAGGUAAGCAA